Messenger RNA from Abrus precatorius (Indian licorice), 1733 nucleotides. Its product is annotated as zinc finger CCCH domain-containing protein 37. The coding region runs from base 77 to 1588 and encodes 503 amino acids. The transcript is spliced from 11 exons. The record is from RefSeq and is a predicted model, not a curated record. Lineage: Eukaryota; Viridiplantae; Streptophyta; Magnoliopsida; Fabales; Fabaceae. Gene Ontology annotation, molecular function: metal ion binding; mRNA binding.
CUGAGCGAUUAGGAUCGAAAGCCAACAUUAUUUCCGUGACAGUAACAUCAUUUUCUCAUUUUUUGUUUUCACUAAAAUGGAAAACCACAUCUACGCCUCUUACAGCCCUACCACCAACUACAGAUUCUUCGACCCGGACACCACCGCCACCACUGCCACCAUGUUCCUUUCCCACCACCACCACCACCACCGCACCGACCCCGCCUCCGCCACCUCUCUCCGCUUCCCCUCUUCCUCCGCCGACAUCGACAUUGCCCCGCCAGGUGUCACUUCCAGAAUCGCCUCUUCCACCGCCACAAACUUGCUCUCUCCCUGGCCCCCUUCCGCAAACGUUGCCCCUUCUUCUCUUGACCUCAAACGCUCCUCUGAGGCUCUCUACCAUCCAUCCAUUUUGAGUACAAUUGGGCAAAGUGAAGCUUGGUAUUCUACAAACUCACUGGCCAAGCGCCCUAGAUAUGAAAGUGCUUCCACUAUGCCUAUAUAUCCACAGAGGCCAGGAGAGAAGGAUUGUGCUCACUAUAUGCUCACAAGAACCUGUAAAUUUGGAGAUAGCUGCAAGUUUGACCAUCCUAUUUGGGUUCCUGAGGGUGGAAUCCCGGAUUGGAAAGAGGUUCCAAAUAUUGUUGCGAGUGAAGCUCCUCCUGAGAGAGCAGGGGAACCAGAUUGUCCAUACUUUCUGAAAACUCAAAGAUGCAAGUUUGGUUCAAAGUGCAAAUUUAAUCAUCCCAAGGUUUCCUCUGAAAAUGCCGAUGUUUUGGGCUUACCUGAGAGGCCAUCAGAGCCCCCUUGUGCGUUCUACAUGAAAACUGGAAAAUGUAAAUUUGGUGCUGCAUGUAAAUUCCAUCACCCCAAAGAUAUCCAGAUUCAGUUAUCUGAUGACAUGAGUCAUACUGUUGAACAGACACAAACAAAUUCUAUGAUGGGAGGGGCAAUGGGAGAUACAAAACCAAAUAAGUCUCUUAUAUCUCCACUGUUGCAUAAUAGCAAAGGGCUUCCUGUAAGACUGGGGGAAGUGGAUUGUCCAUUCUACAUGAAAACUGGAAGUUGCAAGUAUGGUGCAUCUUGCCGCUACAAUCAUCCUGACAGGAAUGCAAUUAAUCCGCCCAUUGCUGCAUUUGGCGCUUCUGUUUUGCCGUCAUCAGCUGCUAAUCUGAAUAUUGGAGUUCUCAAUCCCGCCGUGUCUGUUUAUCAAGCUUUUGACCCAAGGCUGUCAAAUCCAAUGUCUCAGGUGGGAAUUGCAGAAACUAUCUAUCCUCAGCGACCUGGACAGAUUGAAUGUGAUUAUUAUAUGAAAACUGGCGAGUGUAAAUUUGGUGAAAGAUGCAAGUACCAUCACCCAAUUGACCGCUCAGCACCAUCACUGUCAAAGCAGGCUACUGUUAAACUCACUCCUGCAGGUUUACCAAGAAGAGAGGGUGCUGUCAUCUGUCCUUAUUAUUUGAAAACUGGAACAUGCAAGUUUGGGGCAACCUGCAAGUUUGACCACCCACCACCUGGAGAAGUGAUGGAGAUAGCAAAAUCACAAGGAACAUCUAAUGGAGGGGAAGCAAAAGACCAUGAAGAGGAGACUCCUUCAGAAGAGAAUUGAGAUUUUGCAUGAAAUUUUAGUAUAUUUCCGAGCUCUUUUCUGCCUUUGUAUUUCGUAACAUGAUACUAACGGGUGUGGCUGAAGACCCGACUUUGCUUCCUAUAAUGACUAAUUAUGAUUAUGGAUUGGUAUGAGUGCUCUCUUG